AACACAUGCGCUAGCAGCUUGAGCCUUAAGGAGGCGCAGAUCAUUAUUUCAAUUGUAACUAAGCAACAAUGUCCUCAGUUGAGUUUUUGAGAGAGUUUGUCAAUGAGAGACUCUCUGCUGCUGCUCAAGAAAUAUUCGGAGUAUUAAAAAAAACUAUUGUUGAGUACGAGGAAGAGGUCGACCGUCAGCGCAGACUGCUGGAUAUCGUUUGGAAACCUGCAAUAAAGCUACACAGGAUAGAGCUCCCAAAGCAACAUGUCUGUGAGGAGGAGGAGGUUCUCUCUGACCAGCAGCUCUGUGUUCAGGAGAGGAACUCCAGUCUGGACCAAGAGGACCCAGAGCCUCCACAGGUUAAAGAGGAACAGGAGGAACCCUGCACCAGUCAGGAGGGAGAGCAGCUUGAACUGAAGCAGGAGACUGAGACCUUUAUGUUGACUCCUAGUGAUGAGGAAAGUGACCACAAUAAAGAUCAGAUUCUGAACUGCAACCCUGAUGACACAGUCAAUUCACCAGUUAUAAGGUCUGUGGUAUCCGUACCAAAAAGUGAGCUCCAGCACCUCUCUAACAUUUAUCAUAAAGCUGAGAGCCAAGAUCACAAACAAGGCAAGAAUGGAGUAAAGAAAAUCAUUUACAAAAGCAACAGUCACACUAAGAGUCAAUCUAACCCCAGUAUGUCAAAGAUUCACAGUAACACUCACACAGAUAACACGUUUUUUCAAUGUGACACGUGUGAGAAAGCUUUUCAGUAUAAGUCACAUUUGCAGAGACACCUGAUCAUCCACACAGGUGAAAAACCCUUUACAUGCGACAUCUGUGGGAAGAGAUUCAGUCGGACAACAACAUUGACCGAGCAUAUGAGAAUACACACAGGGGAGAAGCCAUAUUCAUGUAAAACGUGUGGAAGAGAGUUCAGACACAAUAAUGGCUUGUUGGGCCACAUGAGAAGAGCUCACACUCAAAAGCCGUUUUCUUGCAAAACAUGUGGGAAAGGUUUUAAAUGGAGUAGCUGCUUAGCGCUCCACAUGAAAUCUCACUCGGAUGGCAAGCCGUAUACUUGCAACAUCUGUGGGAAAAUAUUCAGCCUAAAAUCAUCAUUAAACGUUCACUUAGGCAUCCACACAGGUGAGAAGCCGUAUUCUUGCAAAAUAUGUGGGAGAGAUUUCAGACUUGAUUAUCCCAUGAGAGUCCACAUGAGAACCCACACAGGUGAAAGGCCGCAUUCUUGCAAAACAUGUGGGAAAAGCUUCAGUCGGACUUCGCAGUUGAAGGCCCAUAUGAGAAUUCAUACGGGUGAGAAGCCAUAUUCUUGCAAAAUAUGUGGAAAAAAUUUCAGAUAUGAUAGUGGCUUGGUGGUCCACAGGAGAAGAGCCCACAAUGGUCAGAAAGAGUUUGUGAACGAGAGACUCUCUGCUGCUGCAGAAGAAAUAUUUGGUGUUUUUGAAAAAGCGAUUGUUGAAUAUGAGAAAGAGAUCGACCGACAGCGCAGACUGCUGGAUGUCGUUUGGAAACCUGACAUAAAGCUACACAGGAUAGCAACCAUGUCUUCAGUGGAGUAUUUGAGAGAGCUUAUCAAUGAGAGACUAUCUGCUGCUGCUGAGGAAAUAUUCGGUAUUUUUGAAAAAACUAUCUUCCAGUAUGAGGAAGAGGUCGACCGUCAGCGCAAACUGUUGAAUAUCGUUUGGAAACCGGAAGUAAAGUUACACAGAAUAGAGCUCCCAAAGCAACAUGUCUGUAAGGAGGAGGAGGUUCUCUCUGACCAGCAGCUCUGUGUUCAGGAGAGGAACUCCAGUCUGGACCAAGAGGACCCAGAGCCUCCACAGAUUAAAGAGGAACAGGAGGAACCCUGCACCAGUCAGGAGGGAGAGCAGCCUGAACUGAAGCAGGAUACUUUGACGUUAAUGUUGACUCCUAUUUCUAAGGAAAAGGACCACAGUGAACCAGAACCAACAAGUGACCACCAGCUCCUCUCCCACAACUCUCAUGUUGUUGAGAGCCAAGAUCAGAAAGGAGGCGAGCAUGAAUACACAGGAUCAACUACAGAUACAGAGCCAGAACCAAAGAAAACACGAAGCAAAAGCAAAAGUCACAAUAACAAUGUUAACAACACUGACGUCUUAAAGAGUGACCAUAUCACUCACGCAGGUAAACAGUUUAACAAAUGUGACACAUGUGGAAAAGAGUUUAAGUAUAAGUCAGAAUUGCAGAGACACAUGGGCGUCCACACAGGUGAGAAGCCCUAUUCGUGCAAAACCUGCGGCAAAGAUUUCAGUCGUAGCACCGCCAUGAAAGUUCACAUGAGAAUCCACACAGGUGAGAAGCCCUAUUUGUGCAAAACAUGUGGGAAAAGAUUCCGCGAGACAUCCAUAUUUAGGGGUCAUAUAAGAACCCACACGGGUGAGAGGCCACAUUCUUGCAAAACAUGUGGGAAACGAUUCAAUCAUUUAUCGUCACUGAAGAUUCAUAUAAGAACCCACACAGGUGAGAAGCCAUAUUCUUGUAAAACAUGUGGGAAAGGCUUCAAAUGUAGCAGUGACUUGAAAAUCCAUAUUAGAACCCACACUGGUGAGAAACCGCACCUUUGCAAGACCUGCGGGAAAAGAUUCUGUGAUAGGUCACCAUUGAUAAGGCACAUGAGAAUCCACACAGGUGAGAAGCCACAUUCCUGCGAAACAUGUGGGAAAAAAUUCAUCCGAGUAACGUCAUUGAAGACUCACAUGAGAUCUCACGCAGCUGAGGAGCCAUAUUCUUGCAAAACUUGUGGAAAAGAUUUCAGAAAAAAAUCUGGCUUGUUGGCUCACAUGAGAAGAGCCCACAUCGGUGAGAAGCAGUGACUUUGCAAUACACACAGGAGAAACCAUUAAGCAGAAACUGAGGGACACUCAUGCAGUAGCUUCAUCUCUGUAACUGAAUGAAAAUUAUUUUUGACAAAGAUGAUGAGGCAAUAUCUUCUUGUAUUCUCUUCAUAUGAAUGUUUUACUUUUAUUUCUCGGAAACAAUCGUAAUCUUCCAAAUCAAAAAAGGGAGUGUACAGUCGUGGCUUUUUAAUAGUGUGAUCUUAAUGGUUGCUGGUUUUGCCAAAUGUCCAUUUAUGUAUGUUGGGAACACUUUUAAUUUAAAGUUUAAUAUGGUCUUUAAAUCCAUGUACCUCUCGUAGUAUUUGAUGUUUCUAUGAAUCCUCGUGCACAUCUUUACAAGAGGUCAGAUUUAUUUGUGAGAGUGAAUUACAUCACUUUUAUUUUUACUGUACGAGAUGUCCUAUGAAAUGUAAAUAUGCCUUCAUUUUGCUAUUUUUGUACGCUUCCUCACUUAUGACUGUCAACAUUUUUGACGAUUAAUCUUUUAUCAGAUUAGUUACCUGUUGAUUUCAAAGAAUAAAAU
Molecule: messenger RNA, 3378 nt
Organism: Anoplopoma fimbria (sablefish)
Lineage: Eukaryota; Metazoa; Chordata; Actinopteri; Perciformes; Anoplopomatidae
Product: zinc finger and SCAN domain-containing protein 2-like
Exons: 5
Coding region: 69-2831 (920 amino acids)
Biological process (GO): regulation of transcription by RNA polymerase II
Molecular function (GO): DNA-binding transcription factor activity; RNA polymerase II cis-regulatory region sequence-specific DNA binding
Source: RefSeq, a predicted model, not a curated record